Drosophila takahashii is the source of this 2094-nucleotide messenger RNA. RefSeq names its product Tubulin-binding cofactor E (gene Tbce). Lineage: Eukaryota; Metazoa; Arthropoda; Insecta; Diptera; Drosophilidae. The record is from RefSeq and is a predicted model, not a curated record.
AUUGCACCAAUGGUCUUUAUUUCGUUACCUUCCACUUACGGCCACACUAGACCUAACUAAAUAAAAAUAUUAGUUUGUGACUCAGAAUUUCGGCUGUAUUAUUUUUCACAGCACUAAUUGCGAACCUUCUAAGCUGCAAAGUCGAUUUAAGCCCGGGAAAAAUCAGCCGGAGACAAAAUAGAGCACAAUUGGGCAGCAGCUGCGAACAACAGACACAAAGGCGUGUGCGAGUGACCCGUGUGUAUUUGUGUGGGCGCCGCAAACACAAAAACAACAGCCCAGCGAUGGUGGGAAUUAUCGAUGAGGCACAGCUGUUUUAUCCCCUCGGGACCCGCAUCAAGAUAGCCGAGAACUACGGCACAGUGCGUUAUGUGGGAGAGGUGAGCGGCCACAUGGGCACCUGGCUGGGCAUCGAGUGGGACGACGGGCUGCGGGGCAAGCACAACGGCAUCGUAGACGGCAAGCGCUACUUUCAGACGCAGACGCCCACGGGGGGCAGUUUCAUCCGACCGGGCAAGGUGGGGCCGUGCGCCACCCUGGAGGACGCUGCCCGGGAGAGGUACCUGAACUACGACUCGAGCAAUGUCGACGAGUCCCUCAUCCGGGAGGCCCAAGCUAGCCUGCAGGCCUCGCUCUUUGAGGUCGUGGGCAUGGACAAAAUCGCUCGAAAGCAGAGCAAGUUCGAGCAGCUGGCAGAGGUAAGCGUUGACCAGACCCCCGUAAACGCUGCCGGGUACCUGAAGGAGCUGACACAUCUGACCACGCUGAACGUGAGCCACACUUUGAUCUGGAACUGGGAGAUUGUGGCCAGCAUCGCACAGCAGCUGCCCUGCCUGAGUAGCCUGAACUUGAGCUCCAACCGACUGGUCCUGCCCAUGGUAUCCCAAAUCACUGAUCUGGAGCCCUCCUUUCGGCAGCUAAAGCGCAUCAACCUGCGCAACUGCGGCUUCUCGGAUUGGAAAGACGUGAUGCAGACGGCGCUUCUCUGGCCGAAUAUUGUGUCACUGGGUCUGCAGGAGAACUCUUUCGGUCAGCUUGUCGAGGUCGAUCGAAAGAAGAUCUUCAGGCAACUCCAGGAGCUCGACUUGCACCGAACGAACAUAAUGGAUUUUGACCAGGUGGCAAAGUUGGGCAACUUGACGACGUUGCGCGUGUUGAAUCUCAUGGAGAACGGCAUCGAGGAAAUAAAACUUCCCGAUUGUGAUCCGCAGGAAAAGCUUAAUUUGUUUGUCUCGCUGGAGCAGUUGAAUCUUCUUCACAAUCCCAUUUGGAAUGAGGCUGAUGCUUUUAACGAGCUGGACAAGCUACCGCAGCUAAGGCGCCUGAAUAAGACUCCGCAUCUGAAGUCAAAUUUCGAUGAAAUGGUCUCAAAGGCAGUGGCUAGCAUAGGCGGCCUGCAAUUUAUCAACAAGGCUGAGGUAACAGCGGAGGAGAGACGCGGGGCUGAGUACGACAUUUGGAAGAAGUAUGCCCUGGAGUGGAUGCAGGCGACGCACCAAGGAUCGGAUUCCUUGCGUGAGUUCUGCCGGAGACAUCGCACCUAUCCACUGCUAGUUAAAAAGUAUGGUACCCCGUUAGACUUUGUACCGCGUAACGAAGCGAAACAAUCGAACCUAAUUAACGUUUGCAUACGGCAUCAGAUUACGGGCGAGACUUGGGAGAAAAAGAUUCCACGAAUGAUUACUGUGCAGACUCUGCAGGGACUGGUUAUGAAGCGAUUUCGGCUUGGCGGCAACGUUCCCCAACUUUGCUAUGUUGAUGGCCAGCACCCGGACCUAAUUGUUCCGCUGGACAACAACGCAAAAACGCUGGACUUCUAUUCUGUACAGGAGCACGAUACCGUUUUGGUUCAAUAGCGUACCGCAAUUUAACAAGGCAAUCCAUCCCUUUUCCGUAUUCAGAUGUAUUCUAGUUUUAUGCAAUCGAAAAUCAAAAAUGUCGUGUUAUAUUGUUUUUUUGACCCCCCGCUAUGCAUUAAAUUUAUAAUGUUAUUUUUAGGUAUUGAUAAGUUAAAAUUUCCACUAAGCCACGCACGGAUAUUUAUAUUUGGUUUUGCUUUUCAAAAAAGAAAACACGUUACCUAACUAAUGAAAA